Funneliformis geosporum is the source of this 702-nucleotide messenger RNA. Lineage: Eukaryota; Fungi; Glomeromycota; Glomeromycetes; Glomerales; Glomeraceae. The record is from the annotation of a GenBank genome assembly.
AUGUUGGAGAUUAUUUCAGUUGUUAUUGGUGACGGCGAUUUUUGGUUUAGGUCGCAUGGGAGCGCAUCUUAUUAUUGGUUAGUCAUCUUCAUGACUUAUGCAACGCUAUUAUAUUUCAUGUCAAGCUUUUCUUAUCGAUGGAUAACUGGACCGUAUAAGAGUGAAAUUUAUAUUGAUUUAUUUUUAUCGAAUUUGUGGAUUAUUGUUUCAUUAAUGAAUAUUAUAUCAGCAUUUAAUGGAGUGAAAUUAACAUGUGACUAUCCAGAAGAUAUGAGUCAACGCGUUCGCACAACUCGUUGUCAUCUAUUCCUGUCAAGUAUGUCAUUAGGUUGGAUAGUUACGGCCACAUUCAUAUAUUCUUCAUACAUUUCAAUAAUGAGAUGGCGUAAACGACCGAUUGAAGCCGUUCCACCUAAAUUCAUUGAACCUCCAACGGUAUCGCAUAGACCUGAUACCUAUCUUGUACAAAAGGGAAUUUUGGCAGACGGACAGCCUGUAUUAUUUUUCCACAUGGCUCAAAAAAAUUCAAAUUCAAAUUUAACGUCGGCAAAAUGGGGUGAAAGUGGAAAUGUUACACCUUCUGCUACUGGCUCUAAUAAUGCUUCAAAUAGUAAUAUAAAUGAUUACACAGGAAAUCAACACACUGCUUCAUCAUCUAGAGCAAGUAUUUAUCUUCGUGGUAAAGAUACCACUGAAGUAUAA